AUGGAUGACAAUGCAUGCGAACUCGUUAAUUACUGUACUGAUACUGAUGACUAUCGACCAGUGCAAUCGACUUUGUUAACACGUUUUGCGUUAACAGCUGAUUGUUCAGAUCUAUGGCGAACAACAAACCAAGAUUACGGAGCGUUUUACUAUCGUGACACGUCUCAAUUUUGCAUGCCGGAUAAUCUCAAAGCGAAUAUUCACCGACGACAUAAUCGUUUUCAAGACUGGAUGUUAUAUCAAACGAAAUGUCGUAAUGUUCUUUCGCCGAUGACGGCAAAUUUCUCUGCUAAUAAUAACAAUAAUCAAACUGUUCGUGUAACACAUCGAAAACGAUUCAGCUCGAAAUGUGAGAACGACGAAGGUCGAAGUGAAGAUGGACUAAUAAUUGAGUAUAUCGCAAAGAAAAUCAUGCAUAAAUUACAAUAUCUCAUCAAUCCAAACGAAUAUCAUGAUGUUGUACAAUGUGCACAAAUGCUUACAAGUGAAAUUCUCAUUAAGGAACCGUCUUUAUGUAUCAAUGAAAUAAUCGAUCGAGUUAUUACAAUAAUGAUCACACCUCCGAACACCCUACCUCAGUCAGAUUGUAUUUCAACACCUUGCUCUUCCUAUCAAUUAGUUAACGAUAAUGGCUUGAUAACAAAACCAGUCAACAAUAACAAUGAACUUCCGUUACCCACGGCUGUGACUGUCAUCAAACCGUCCGUCGAAUGUACUCAACCGAUGUUUAUAUCAAAUAUGUUCGGUAAAUUAACUGAUCUUGAAGAUGCCAUAUUGAAAAUUUCCAAUCAGUUUGUUAAAGCGUAA
Messenger RNA from Adineta ricciae, 807 nucleotides. The record is from the annotation of a GenBank genome assembly. Lineage: Eukaryota; Metazoa; Rotifera; Eurotatoria; Adinetida; Adinetidae.